Molecule: messenger RNA, 570 nt
Organism: Melampsora larici-populina 98AG31
Lineage: Eukaryota; Fungi; Basidiomycota; Pucciniomycetes; Pucciniales; Melampsoraceae
Exons: 3
Coding region: 1-570 (189 amino acids)
Molecular function (GO): protein binding
Source: RefSeq, a predicted model, not a curated record
AUGUUCCACAGUUCAGUCUCUAGUAACCCACAAGUUCCUUUAAAUUGCAAUCUACAAAACCAAGCUGUUCAACUUCACAAAGAUGGUCAAUACGAGAAAGAAGAAGUAGCUCUUUUGAACGCGUUGGAACGUAAAAUCGCCACUAGUGGAGCACAAUCACACACGGUCGCACUCACCAAGAACUCUUUAGGAGAGCUUUACAUCGAUAUGGGUCGGUUGAACGAAGCGCAAAAGUUCCUCGAAGAAGCUGAAAUAGUCCGAAAGGAUGGUGCCGUUUCAGAUCUAGUCUGUACUCGUGAUAAUCUCGGUAGAUUAUACGAAAUGAAAGGUGAUCAUGAAAAAGCAAUCAAAUGGCGAACCAUGGGUGCUCCUAAUGAAAUGGUCUGCUCUCACUAUCAAUGCCCUAAAAUGAUAAACGCUGCCAAAUUAUCCAAAUACGCCGAACUUCAACAUUGUGCUAGAUGCAAGUGUGUCUUCUAUUGUGGCACUGUUUGUCAAAAGAAAGAUUGGACUAGACAUAAGAAGUAUUGUCAGGCUCCUACUUCUACCGUUGCUCCUGUCAGAUUGUAA